CCUAGUAAUUUUUGCAAAAGUUUACAACAUUGCAAUAUUGUUGACAUAUUCAGUAAUAUUAGGAAAAUUUACCUUUAUAUUUAAAUAACUCACAGAAAGACCCUUAAUUUGUAAAACAACAAUAAUCAAAUGUUACACCGUAAUGUAUUUUCCAAUAGGAUGGCCGAAAGUGUGCAAGAAUUUGGAAGCAGAUGGACAGGCAAUCAAACAAAUAGUGUCAAAUAGAGACAAAAUACUUUUUGUGUCCCUGACUGAUGAUUCUAUUAUUAUAUGGUUUUGCAAGCCUACUGUACCAAUAGUUUAUCAUAAGCGUAAUGAGGAUUCCCUACAGAGACUCGGUAUCAAUGUCGGCGUUGAAUGGAAACCUGACUCUUCUAUGAUUUGUAUAUCGACACAAGAAGGACAUUUAAUCAUCUACAAUGUGGAGCCACAAAGUGAACAGACGGCAUACAAUCAAUUUGAUCCACCUACAGCUAGCCUACGCAGGGAUUCAGCUGAGCUAUUUGUUAAAGAGAUGAUACCAUCACUUAAAAUAACAUUGUAUAAAGAAGUUCUAGUAUGGGAUGGACAGAUAACCCGUAUGUGUUGUAUAUCCGGUACAGAGAUUCUAGUGUGUACCACUCGCGCUCAUCUACUCAGGUACAGAUGGGACGGCACACAGAAUAGAGACUACUGCUUAGACCUAGGACGGAUACCAUUCUCUAUUAAUCAACAAGUUUCUAAAGCCGAACCUAUCCUUGAAGAUAACACACAUGUAAAUGAUAUUGAAUAUUCCCCAUUAGUCUGUGGCUUUGGUAUCACUCUGAAUGAUGGCCGGGCGGCAUACCUCACCGCUCCUAACCUGAAAUUUGAUCCAAAUGCAGUACAAGGAAUUUGGGCUCCGGGCAUUGAUGAUGCCACAUGUGCAAGAGUUAACCAUAAAUUUAGACUUAUUGCUAUUGGCAGAAGAAAUUCACAAGUCGACGUGUUUACGAUAGACGAAGUGACUGGGGGUUUGGAGUUGUCGCACACUAUGGUUCUCAGUUCAAAAGAUUUUCCUGGAGAUCCUGGACCUGUGAAGUGCAUUAGAUGGACAGCGGACGGUCGUGCGGUGGCUGUGAGUUGGGAACGCGGCGGUAUAUCAGUGUGGAGUACGUUUGGUGCACUGCUCAUGUGCUCACUGGCCUGGGAUUAUGGCCUCAGCCAGGAUCUCAGCAAACACAACCCCCUCGUCAUAUCCAGUAUGGAAUGGGCUACAGAAGGCUAUCAGUUAUGGAUGGUGAAAGUUGAAAGCGAUACAAGCUCGAAUUUAAUACAAAUGGAUUUCAUUAAAAGUCCGCUCAGUGUAAAUCCAUGUAUGAGCAAUCAAAGGCAUUUAUAUUUACAAGCAGAUGAUAAACUUUAUGUCAAUUUAGAAGACAACCUGACAAGAAAGACCAAGAUAUCAAUGAUUGAUUCAUCCGAUUACCAAGAGAAUGGUCUACCGGACCAGCACACACUUGAGUACGAUAAGAAAGCCAAGUACAAAGACUUUGUUGAUGACAAUGAGUGCAGGAAGCAAUGGAUUGUAUUGCCAUUACCAGCUACAUAUAUUGCUACCAAUUGGCCACUUAGGUACAGCGCUAUAGACGAUGCGGGCGUGAAUGUAUGUGUGGCGGGGCGCGCGGGUCUGGCGCACUACAACUGCGUCUCGCGACGCUGGAAGCUGUUCGGCAACGAGGCCCAGGAGAAGGACUUUGUCGUCACUGGCGGCAUGCUCUGGUGGAGGGACUACAUCGUUAUAGGCUGCUACAGUAUAUUGGAUGGGCACGAUGAGAUCCGUUUCUACCCGCGCGAUGCGAAGCUCGACAACAGGUUCGCUAAGAUGGUGCGUGCGCAGGCGCAGGUGUACGCGCUCGACGCACUCGACGAUCAGCUCGUCGUGUUCUCUGCGGACGCGCUCGUAACUAUUUACGAACUCAGUGUUGAGAAAAAUGGUGGUAUUGAGAUGCGUUGCGUGCAGGCGGUAGAUAUAUCUGCGCUGUCGCACCCGGCUUGCGUAGUGUCGGCGGCGCUGUGUCGCCUGCAGGAGCAGCCAGGCCCGCCGCAUCUCGCGCGUCCUCAUGCGCCCGCGCACGCGCAACCCACGCCCCUAGCGCCGCACUCACUGGUAAUAAAUGCCAGCGGGAAACUAAUGAUGGUGCAGAGAGAGGAAUACGACGUCGAUGAAGAUAACAAUCCGUCGCGGGUGACAGCUAGUCCUAUAUAA
Molecule: messenger RNA, 2227 nt
Organism: Papilio machaon (common yellow swallowtail)
Lineage: Eukaryota; Metazoa; Arthropoda; Insecta; Lepidoptera; Papilionidae
Product: guanine nucleotide exchange factor subunit Rich
Exons: 15
Coding region: 143-2227 (694 amino acids)
Biological process (GO): intracellular protein transport; retrograde transport, endosome to Golgi
Cellular component (GO): cytosol; Golgi membrane; Ric1-Rgp1 guanyl-nucleotide exchange factor complex
Molecular function (GO): protein binding
Source: RefSeq, a predicted model, not a curated record